Messenger RNA from Fomitiporia mediterranea MF3/22, 1969 nucleotides. RefSeq names its product FAD dependent oxidoreductase. NCBI's taxonomy places the organism in Eukaryota, Fungi, Basidiomycota, Agaricomycetes, Hymenochaetales, Hymenochaetaceae. Bases 131 to 1843 code for a protein of 570 amino acids. The transcript has 3 exons. The record is from RefSeq and is a predicted model, not a curated record. Gene Ontology annotation, molecular function: oxidoreductase activity. Gene Ontology annotation, cellular component: cytoplasm.
AUGUAGGAGUGUUCUCGGGCUGUCAACCAAAAUUACGAACUCCCGGAACACGAGGCGUUUCAUCCAGCCAUUCGUUGCGACGCCGAGAACACCACAAUUUCCCACCUUUAUCUCUUGCUUCGACCUCGAUAUGGGUGCCGUUUGGUCAAGAGUCAAGGUCUUACGCAUCGCUGUGAAGCAAGUCCUUGCGCUUUCUGCUUCUUAUGAACGUCUUCAGAAGCGCAUACAGCAAGAUCCUGGUUUACCUGUUCCGAAUCCAACGCAUUCAUUUUGGCAUGAUGUACCCUCACCUAUCUCUACUCAUAUACCGGACUCGUUGCCUCGGUAUGCCGACGUCGUUAUCAUCGGCUCCGGAAUCACUGGUGCGAGCGUUGCGCGUACUCUUUUCCGCGAAGGCGGUUCAGAUCUUAAAGUCCUAAUGCUGGAAGCAAGGGAAACUUGUUCUGGUGCAACCGGCAGGAAUGGUGGACACAUCAAGCCUCCUUUACACCAUGACUACCUCAUGCUAAAGAAGAAAUUCGGCGCACAACAGGCAGCGAAGCUGGUCCGGCUGCGUCUCAUGCAUGUUCGUGAAAUACUCGCGGUCGCCGACGAAGACGACGUCCUGGAUGACUGCAACUGUCGCGAAGUCGAUAGUUUAGAUGUUUACUUUACACGCGAAACGUUUGAUGAGGCCAAGGAGUCCCUCCAAGCUUGGAGGGAAGAUAUGCCGGAGGAGUCGACAGAUUAUGCCUGGGUCGAAGGUAAAGAAGCCAUUGAAGUAAAUUACGAAUCCCUCAUUUUCUUGAUUAUUCAAUUUGGCUUACAAUCUUCCCGGUUGUGGAUCGUUUAUCUUGACAGAAUAACAGGAGUCGUCUACAACACAGCAGGCGCCGUUCACCCUUAUCGUUUCGUAACAGGCAUCCUCGCCCGCCUCCUGGAUAAGCACGAAGGUCGAUUUACACUAUCAACACAUACACCAUGUACCGGUAUCUCCGUUCAAUCUGGUUUAGCCGACACACCUCUUCCUCUUUACAGGGUAGAGACUCCACGUGGUUCCAUACUCACACGACACGUGGUGCACGCGACCAACGCUUGGGCAUCCCACCUUCUUCCACAGAUGCGUACGAAGAUCAUAUGCGUACGGGGAAACAUGACUGCACAGCGUCCUGGUAAUGCAUUGACUCCUUCGACACUUGACGGACAACGGAGUUGGGUGUUCUACGAUAAGCAUAUUGGUUAUGAUUACCUCACACAACUCCCAAACGGAGAGUACGAACUCAUGUUUGGCGGUGGAUUCGUGCAGGCAGGCGAGGAUGGGCUUGGUGAGAUUGGUUGUUCAGAUGAUUCGCAGUACAAUUCUGGCGUUGCAGCGCAUCUCUCCGGAGCUCUGCCUGUUCUUUUUGGUGGAAAGAAUUGGGGAUCUGAAGCUGCUCCGUCGUUGAAUAGGACGGACGAAGGCGGUAACGAAGAUGAACGUUGGUUCCCAGGUCGCAUGAAGGCGAUAUGGAGUGGUAUUAUUGGAAUUUCCGCUGACAGAAUACCCUGGGUUGGACGCAUGCCACAGAAACUCUCAGACCGCGUUUUACCCUCCCUAAUACAAACAGGGGACACUAAGAUGGAUGCAACAGGCCAUAGUGAGAAGGUCAGGAAUGCAAGGACUGCGCCUCCUGGCGAGUGGAUCGCAGCAGGAUACAGUGGCGAGGGUAUGGCACAUGCUUUCUUGUGUGGUCGAGCAGUUGCCAUGCAGGUUCUUGACCGCGCACAUGAUGCAGCUGCUUGGUUACCUGAAUGUCUUGCUGUUACUGAGGCUCGUUGGGCUAAAGCCCGUGCAGAAGAUUUGAUUGAGGAACUCUGGGGCUGAGCUUCAGGACACAUAACCAUUGACCCUUUAGUUCAUUGGAUACAGGUAAUUGAAUGUUCAACCAUAGUGCUUGUAUUAGAAUGUAUCAUCCCAUCUUUAGACUAGGAGAUUCUGAAACAUUAAAAC